Messenger RNA from Ictalurus punctatus (channel catfish), 4901 nucleotides. It is a transcript of the gene prkacba, whose product is annotated as protein kinase, cAMP-dependent, catalytic, beta a. The coding region runs from base 423 to 1607 and encodes 394 amino acids. Gene Ontology annotation, biological process: peptidyl-serine phosphorylation. Gene Ontology annotation, cellular component: cAMP-dependent protein kinase complex; nucleus. Gene Ontology annotation, molecular function: cAMP-dependent protein kinase activity; ATP binding. The transcript is spliced from 10 exons. The record is from RefSeq and is a predicted model, not a curated record. Lineage: Eukaryota; Metazoa; Chordata; Actinopteri; Siluriformes; Ictaluridae.
UAAAUCCUAGAAUGAUUUUUGGGUAGAGGAAAGUGUUGAGUGGACAAUUUCAAUAAAUACGUGUAGUUUAUUUUACACAGUAAUUGUUUUUUGCUAGUUUUCUUGAAGGUUGCCAGUAAUUCUACAGUUGACUGUUGGUUUCAACAAUAUUUCAAACCCAUUAUAAAUACUCUCUAGAGGGCAUUGUUUUAAUCCGGCUAAGCAGAACUACUGUCCGAUACUUGCUGUGAAAAUAUGAAGCUGGUUAACGUGAACAGGAAGUGUAAGUAGCUGUGUAUGCGGUAAGGCAGACCAAUGCUGCGCUGCAAUAAGCAAGGCGAGGGAAGUAUCUCAAACAGGAAGUGUCUGUUAUUCAUCAGGGCCCUGAAACAUACAGUCGAUGCACAGUGAGCAGUCAGUUGUAGCACGGAAAAAUUCAGCCAAUGGCCCACGCGCGGGAUCAAAACGUUGGCCAAUCUAUGGGCACCAACAUUGCUCUCCAAAAGCUGGACAAUUUCGCCACUCGUUUUUUUUUUAACAUGCACCGCAAGGGAAAACACGAUAAAGAGAGUGACGGGCCGCAUGUCUCAGCGUACACCCACAGUUGGGAUGAAAGAAUGAAAGAAUUUUUAGCCAAAGCCAGAGAGGAUUUCUUGAGGAAAUGGGAGUGUCCACCACAGAGCACAACCUGCCUUGAUGACUUUGAAAGACUGAAAACUCUAGGUACCGGGUCUUUUGGAAGAGUUAUGUUAGUGAAACAUAAAGGAACAGAGCAACACUAUGCUAUGAAGAUCCUGGACAAGCAAAAAGUGGUGAAGCUGAAACAAAUAGAACACACGUUAAACGAGAAGAGAAUAUUGCAGGCCGUAUCUUUUCCAUUCCUCGUCAGAUUGGAAUUCUCUUUCAAGGACAACUCAAACUUGUAUAUGGUUAUGGAGUACGUCCCUGGUGGAGAGAUGUUCUCACACCUCAGACGAAUUGGAAGAUUCAGUGAGCACCAUGCCAGGUUCUAUGCAGCUCAGAUCGUGCUCACGUUUGAGUACCUCCACUCGCUAGACCUCAUCUAUAGAGACCUGAAGCCUGAGAAUCUUCUCAUUGAUCAACAGGGAUACAUCCAGGUCACAGAUUUUGGCUUUGCUAAAAGAGUAAAAGGCAGAACUUGGACAUUAUGUGGCACACCAGAAUACCUGGCUCCAGAGAUCAUCCUUAGCAAGGGCUACAAUAAAGCUGUGGAUUGGUGGGCUCUUGGUGUUCUGAUCUAUGAAAUGGCCGCAGGUUACCCACCCUUUUUUGCCGACCAGCCAAUCCAGAUAUAUGAGAAAAUUGUAUCUGGAAAGGUACGAUUCCCUUCUCACUUCAGUUCCGAUCUGAAGGACUUGCUGAGAAAUCUUCUUCAGGUUGAUCUGACCAAACGCUUUGGCAAUCUAAAAAACGGCGUCAACGACAUUAAAAACCACAAGUGGUUUGCUACAACAGAUUGGAUCGCUAUUUAUGAAAGACAGGUUGAGGCUCCCAUCAUACCAAAGUGCAGAGGACCAGAUGACACAAGCAACUUCGAUGACUAUGAAGAGGAGGAGAUCCGGAUCUCAGACACAGAGAAGUGUGCUAAAGAGUUCCUGGAGUUUUAGUAGGACAAGGGUUCACAAAGGGCUCUUACAUAUUGGGAUUUUUAUUUUCCUUUACUUUGCACUCCUUCAGAGGUGAGAGUGAAGCUCCGACCAUCGUGCGUGUUUAGACUGUUUCACAUUUCUUCAUUCCAUGAGGUUGCGAGAGAUUCAUGAGUGCCAUGAUCUCUGUGCAGUUUGCACCAAGCUAUAGAUGAAGUUUGGCACGAAAUGCAGUUUCUGGUUUGGGCUGCAACACAAAGCACCAGACACACUCUUUGUUGUUUUUUUUUGUUUCGUUUAGUUUUUUUUCCCUCACUCUUUCUCUCUCUUUCUCUCUCUCUCCUUUUUUUUGGUUAGGUUUCAAGCAUCAUUUUUGAAAAAUGUUGUUUUCUUGUAAUUAUUAUUAUUAUUAUUUUUUUAACUGUAAUGAAUGAAGAGGCCACUUUUACUUGUGUUUAAGGAAAUUAUUACUAUUAGUCUGUGAUAAUGCACUUUUUUAAAGAUUGGUGCUGCUUGUUCUUGCCAGCAACAUAUUACAUCAGUUACAUGCUAAUUCAGUUCUUAAGCUUUAUGCUGUUCGUGACAUAUUCACUUCCCGCCUACAUAGAGUGAAUGUGUGUAUGCUUGUGUAUCACUGUGUGUGGGUGGUACAUGUUUGUGUGUGUGUGUUUGUGUGUGUGCACGCACGCAAAAUGCCUACUGAAAGUGUAUUCUGAAAGAUUAUUAUUUAGAAUUAUUAUUAUUAUUAUUAUUAUUAUUAUUACUAAAAGCAGUUCACAGUAACAGCCAGAGCAGAGAGUAGAAACAUUUUUUUCAUCUUGAUGAAGUAGUUACAGUGCUCAUUGCAUUUGUACGAUUGAUACGCCAGCUAGGCCGGUCAUGAUUAUAAAAUUUUUGCCUGACAAUUAGCUUCCAGCUAAUUACGGUUUACUAUUUCCUUUUAUGCUACUCUUCUAAUAAAAGCUUAACAGUAGUGUAAUUAUGGCCAUGUAUUUGACAGCAAAAAUUUGCAUCCUUCAAGGUUUUAGGAUGGAAAACGGAAAUUUUUACUCAACUCAAACUUAUCUACAGUUGCCGAUCAGUUCUAAAAAUCAAAUGUAGGUCUAUCCCAACGAUAAGACAAGAAUCUAAAAUAUAACAUAGAUCUAAAAUAUAAGGAAUUUCAACAGAGAAAUAGUAUGAAAAGACGUUUUGCUACAAUCUAUAGGAGACAAUAUAUGGCGCAUAUAUAUAUAUAUAUAUAUAUAUAUAUAUAUAUAUAUAUAUAUAUAUAUAUAUAUAUAUAUAUAUAUAUAUAAGCAUCUACAGUUGUGUUCAGAAAUUUACACACCCCUUGCACAUCGUAAUAAAAAUAAUAACAAAAUAAUAACAAAUUUACACUUCUAGACCGUUUAUAAUAAUGAAAUAUAUAAAAACCUAUUACUGAAAUGCACAAGCAGGUACAAUAGCAAAAACUAUGGUAAUGAUAAUUUAGCAAGAGUUAGUCUAUUUACACUAAAUAUUACAUAACAAAACCCAAGUUAAAGAUUUAACACCUUUGACUGAGAAUAGUGAUAUGAAGUUCAAGCGAGAUACGAUACGAUGCGAUGCAGCGAUUUGAGUAGAUUAAUAAGCUAAUUAAGAAUAAUAAGCUGAUUAACUUCAGCUGACUACAUACAGUAUGUCUCUAUGGAAACAUGGUUUCAUUUAAAUGCUUUUAUACCACUGCACUGUUGAAUUCUUGAACCUGAUUGGACAGAAGGUGUUGAUUUCAUUUUCUACAACAGCAGCUCUGACUGUAGAUGCGGGUGUAAUUGCAGUGACAGGUUUCUAUUAAUAUACUCAUUCUAAUAUAUUACUCUUUCUACUUCUGUAGUAACCACUUAUUCACAGGGACUUGUAUGAAGGACACACCACAUAACCUAAGUCUAUUAAAGAACGUAUAAAUAAAAUGUGUUAUUAUUUAACAAAGACAUAUAUUUGUUGAUAUGGUGAGGGUUUUCUGUAGGGAUAUGUUUAAUGUUUAUUUAAGGAGUCUCAGGUGUCAGCGCUUUGAAACAGUCAGUGGGUUUUCCUCCAUGAUGGAGUCUUCAGGACAACUUACAGUUUUCUGGUAACAUGACAAGCUGCUGUUUUUGUUUUAUUAACUUCACGAGAGCGAAAAAGAGAGGCUGGUGACGAAGUGACUGUUUAUAGUCGCUGUAACGUAAGUCAUAACAGAAACUUGUUUUACGGUUAGUCCACAAUGUUAAAUGUAGAUAUAAACGUAAAAGUACGAUACGUCAUUCUUCAAUACAUUAAACAUUGUACUCGUUGGCUACAAAAAUUGCUGUAGUACAAGAGGAAUAAAAUACUUUACACAUUCUGUUAUAGGAAAAUAAUCAGCUUUGUGGUAAAAGUAAGUCCGAUUUGCACUGCAAAGUUACACAUUACACAACUACAUCAUUGAUUAUUUUUCCAUAACAAGUGUUUUAUUCCAUAUUCAUCAUUCAUUUAUCCCCAGUAAGUUUAUUCUGGUCAGUGGAUAUGGAGCCUAUUCCAGCAAUACUUGACGUAAAGCAGGAAUACACACCAGGACACACUUCUUUUAAUCGGCUCAAAUAAUCUCAUGAUUAGGUUGUUAUGUAUUAUGUGAAAGGCCUGCAUGGAAAAGACAGGCUUUUAAUCUGUGACUCCACUUUCCCGGUUCACACUGUUAGUCUUCAAGAAUAUCCUCCACUGUGUAUUGUAUGUUGCUUCAUGUUUUUCUCAUCACCUUAUAUUCCACAAAAUUUGAUUUCAUUCAUUCAAUCACGAGGAUCUUAGUUAGAUCGCGGCAUUUACAUUCAGCACACAAAAAACCCACGUUAUUUUGAUGACUGAACUGUCUAUCAUUUCAUAUUUCUAUUUCUGUUUAAGAAGUUUAUUUAGAAAUAUGUUAGAGACGAAUUAUACAUAUAAUGUUCUAUUUGUUGAACCCUUCUGACUGACAUUUCUAAAAAAUAAUAAUAAUAAUAAAAAACCGUCAUUCAAAGUUCUUACAAUUUUAGUGGAAGGCAGUGUUUUAUUUUAUUUGAAUGUUAUCAGCACUUGAUACUCCCAAAAACAAUAUUUAAAAAAAAAAAAAAAAAAAAAAAAAGAUUUAGUAUUUCACUUGUCAGUGUGGGCUCUAGUAUGCAAUGUCUAUGUAUUUAGUUUGUAUGAUAAUUUGCACAAUGUCAUUUAGAAAGUGCGCCCCCUUUCCCCUGCAUUAUUAGCCUACAUGUAUUUUUAAGGGAUGUGUCCACCUUUUCGCUGUAGCAUAUUUUAUGUAUUAAACGAUACGUCACUGUAACAAAUAAAGGAAAAUGCUUUGUA